Molecule: messenger RNA, 936 nt
Organism: Morchella importuna
Lineage: Eukaryota; Fungi; Ascomycota; Pezizomycetes; Pezizales; Morchellaceae
Exons: 6
Coding region: 1-936 (311 amino acids)
Source: RefSeq, a predicted model, not a curated record
AUGGAGGUUUUGGGCGCAGUUUCUGGCGCUCUUGGGAUUAUCGCGAGAAGCGGUAACUGCGCUGCAGUCACGGAAGCUAUCUAUCUGCUUAGUAUUGAUCGUGGAUACGUCCAAAAGUAUCGGAGAUGGGAACCCAAGCUUUUGGAAAGGGAUACAAGCAGUUCGCUUAAAUCAUCUACCAGCAAAGAUGUGAUUAGCCAGAUCUCUACGACGAAUCUAGAGGAAAUCAUCUCUCGAACUAUACGAAAGGUUCAAGAAGAAUUUAUGCAAGUGCCCGAGACGGAUAUUGUUCGGCCCGAAAACUUCAAGCGAUGGUCCAUGAUUGAGAACGCGAAGGUAUUUGAAAAGGUUUUUCUGCUGUCUUUAAAACACCCGGACUACUACAGCGAAAAAGGAAAAAUAAAAGUUCCGCAGCCCGGAACUUGCGAAUGGAUCUUCACCCAUUCUCAGUACCUAGCUUGGUGUACAGGCCAGGACACAUCUGUCUUGUAUUCUAUUGGAAAGCCUGGAUCGGGGAAAACUGUCCUUUCUAGGCAUUUUCUAGAAGGUCUGCCGGAUUCCAGCUCAAGCCCCCAAAACACACGGGUUCUUUACUAUUUUUGCAACAACAGAGAUAAUCCUAACCUUACUGCGACCGAUGUUCUUGCAGCUAUAGUUCACCAGCUCCUUUCCCAGAUACCUUCCUUGUUCUCUCAUAUCGCCAAAAAGGCAAACCUUCAUAAAUCCAGCUCAGAGGUCGUUCUAUGGCCAUUAGAAUCACUUUGGGACAUAUUUACUAUUAUGGUGGCAGCCUCUCACCUAAAUGUUAUCUUCUGCAUAUUAGAUGCCCUCGAUGAGUGCGAGGCAGAAUCAAUCUCCGAGUUGUCUCUAUUAAUCACAAAAAUGACCGAGGCACCCAAGGAAUCAGAGGACUCUCCAAAAUUAAAUUCUACUUAA